This is a messenger RNA of Gordionus sp. m RMFG-2023, 1186 nucleotides long. RefSeq lists its product as uncharacterized. The transcript is spliced from 11 exons. Gene Ontology annotation, cellular component: ciliary basal body; intraciliary transport particle B; centrosome. Gene Ontology annotation, molecular function: microtubule binding. Gene Ontology annotation, biological process: regulation of microtubule cytoskeleton organization; intraciliary transport; cilium assembly. Bases 71 to 1186 code for a protein of 371 amino acids. NCBI's taxonomy places the organism in Eukaryota, Metazoa, Nematomorpha, Gordioida, Chordodea, Parachordodidae. The record is from RefSeq and is a predicted model, not a curated record.
AUAAAACGAGGCAUCCCCCAAGAAGGCUCUCACUCCUAGAACUUGAGAAGGAAAAUGGAUUGAUAAUCCAAUGCUUACCAACAAAUUAUUGAUGAGACCCCCCUUCAAAUUCAUACAAGAUAUAGUAAAAGAGAUCAAUAUGAGAUACAAAGUUUUCGAUAAUAUAUAUACGGCAAAAGAUUAUGACUCGAAAACUAACAAGUCGAAAGCUGAAAAACUAGAAUUUUUGAACAAAUUAAUCGAUUUCGCAAAUAAGGAAUCACAUUCUAAAUUAAAAACUACUGCUUUAAAGAUGGUAGCAGGAUUAGAACCAGAAUCUACCAAUGCUCUACUACAAACCUUUGGCAAAAUAAUUGAAAAAAAAAAAAAAAUAACUCAGGCAGAUGCAAGAAGUAGGACAUCCUCUAUUCAAAAUAGCAAUACAAAUCCUAUAUAUACCCCAUUUAAAACUACUAAUUUAACACCUUUACCAAGAAAGAUAAGCGGAAUUUCUCCAAAAAAUUCUAUUGAAACAAUAAAACAACUCACAUCACCAAAUACAAUCAAAUCCGCGCCUAAGAACAUUGUCAGAUCCCAUCUUAAAACUAACAAAGUUAAGAAGCAAGAAAACAAAUGCAAAAAUGAGAAAUUUGAGAUUUUAACCGCUAUUCAAAUUGGAAACGAGGUUGAUAAAAAGACUACUUAUAAUACGCCUGUUCAAGAAUUAUCAAUCGCCAAAAAUAAAAAAGGGGAUAUAGAAGUCUCAGAUCGUUCAAAAAAUGUUUUGGAAACAAUUAAAAAUCCAUAUAUUAUUCCCACGGUCGUUAAAGCGAAGGAAAAAAAUUUGCAAGAUAUCUUAUCUAGCUCUGGAAUUGCCUUGCAAAGAUCUAAAGAGCUAUCAAAUGAAAUUAUGAUUGACAAAAUUACUUCCAUAUGGCAGAGUUUAGAGCCUCUGAAUACUUUGUUAGUUAGAUUGGAAAAAGACUAUUCAUUUCUAACUGAGGAAUUGUCUAGCUGGAGAAUUAAAAGACAAGAAUCAGACACAUCUUUGGCAAAAGCUAGACAGAACUAUUCAAAUUAUCAAGAUGAAAUUAAGGCUAUAUUAAAUGACAUUUCUAAAAUUGAUAAAAGAAACAACGAAUUUGAAGUCCAAAUCAAUUUAGAAAAUUUUGCUAUGAGAAUGAAUAAAGAAAACACGUCAAUUUGA